Messenger RNA from Coccinella septempunctata (seven-spotted ladybird), 1354 nucleotides. RefSeq names its product homeobox protein GHOX-7-like (gene Msh). The coding region runs from base 157 to 1038 and encodes 293 amino acids. Gene Ontology annotation, molecular function: RNA polymerase II transcription regulatory region sequence-specific DNA binding; DNA-binding transcription factor activity, RNA polymerase II-specific. Gene Ontology annotation, cellular component: nucleus. Lineage: Eukaryota; Metazoa; Arthropoda; Insecta; Coleoptera; Coccinellidae. Gene Ontology annotation, biological process: regulation of transcription by RNA polymerase II; embryonic morphogenesis. The record is from RefSeq and is a predicted model, not a curated record. The transcript has 3 exons.
CACUUCCACUUCAGUCCAGCGGUGAUCACGCAGUCAGAAGCAAGCAAAAAAAUAGUCAGUGGCACGAGCUUGUGUUCGGUGCUGUCUUGUAUCUAAAGACGAACGGCCCUGGUGCCAACUGUGAAUCUGGUGACUUUAGUGAUUGAGUGAUUAGAGAUGGAGGAGACGACCAGCACCAAGACCGACAUCAAGGCUAAGAUAUCGUUUAGUGUGGAGUCGUUACUGUCCAACACGAAACGUGUAGACGAUGAGGAAAGGGUUGAAAGCGAGGAAGAAUCUCGACUGGAUGAAUCCAGCGAGAUCCACGACGAAGACGAUGAAGAGAAUAUAACUGUGGACGAUGAGGAUACCGACGGGAGAGAUAGUCUUAGUCCUACGUCGCCACACACAGUCCUAAUACCGCAACCUCUGCAUCCUUCGUUACCCAGGAUUCUGUCCAGUGGUGGUCAUCCCCAGUGGCCUUUUACUUGGGUUGGACAUGGGAUGAUGAGAUCCUCUUCCCCACAAAGUAAGUUUGAAUAUGAACAUGAAGUUCUUCAUUUGAACGAAACUGACCUCAGACUAUUGAAACUUCAAUUGACAUCAAGAUUCAAGACGAGCUUAUACACCGGUCUCCCAAACAUGCCCCAGAAUGGAGUGGGCCCCCCGAUCGUAAGAUGCGCCCUCCGCAAGCACAAACCGAACAGAAAACCAAGGACGCCCUUCACCACCCAACAGCUGCUCGCGUUGGAGAAGAAGUUCAGGGACAAGCAGUAUCUGAGCAUAGCAGAGAGGGCGGAAUUCUCGAGUUCUCUGAGACUGACGGAAACACAGGUCAAAAUCUGGUUCCAAAACAGACGCGCCAAGGCAAAACGACUUCAGGAAGCCGAAAUGGAAAAGAUUAGACUUUCCGCGAGGCCCCUUCUACCACCCAGCUUCGGCAUCUUCCCCGGAGGCAACCCACCCCUAGUUUCACCCUUUCUGGCCGCGAUGGCGCACAGGCCGCAGCAUUUCGGGUUCCCCGGAAUGACCGGACCUAUCCUCAACAUACCGCAAUGACGAAGGCAACAGUUCGAACCGUGAAUCGUCUAUUUUUCCGUUAUUAUUUAUUUGAACCUUGCAAUAUAGCGAUUUAAGAUGCAGGGCCAUAGAUGGGCGCUGCAUCUUCCAUCGUCCAAAACUUUUUGGUUUUGCUGUGCAAUUCUGCCUCAUAUUGAGAUAUAUUUUGUAUAAGACUGAUACUACUAUCUUAUUUAUAGUAGAUUUUCGAUGUAAAUGUGUAAUUAUUGGACUGUACAAAGUUAUUGAUAUUAUGAUUUGUUGUAUGAUACUGUACAUAGUGAAGAUUAUAUUAUUAUUAAAUGUUUUGUUUCUA